GCCCAGCCCACACAGGUGUAGGUGAUGUAUAUCUUUAAUUGGUUCAGUCACCACGCGCGUGGAUAAGCAUGAUGACCGUUUGAGGAGCGUAUUUCACACGUGAACUAAUAAAUAUCACUUAAGUAUGAGCAGACGACCAUCUAAUGGGUGCAGGGAUGAUCUUAAAGAUGAGCCUACAAGAGGGAAACGUUACCCCUCUUCUAAAAAGGAAAGGGGGCUCCAGGCUUCUCUUCAUUCUUGCAAGGAACAGAAACGGAGGCUUCAAAUCAGAACCUCUUGUCGACGCCUGUGUGACCUUCUGCCCUUCCUCAAUGGUCAGUUAGACACAGCAACCACACUAGAGCUCACAGCGAGGUACAUUAGCUACCUGAAGGAGACUCUGCCGCCAGGCAUUCUGUCUAAAGUUAAUGAAGCAGUUGAGGCCGAUGUGAGUGGUUCAUGGAAAAACAAAGAAAAGCCACAGCAGAAACGAAGAACAGUCAGGCUAAAGAAGAAUUCUUUGCAGAGAGCAAAGCCAGCUGCUAAGAAGUCCACAGAGGAUCAUGUUUCAAGAAGAUACACUCAGCAAAAGAUCUGUAAACAAGUAGAUCGUCCAUCUAGCACUAUAACCAAUCCUCUGACAAUUGAUCAAAUGCUUCCUCCAGCUGACGGCCUUACCACAGCACAUGCCCUGCCGAUACUGUUGGACAAAUCGGCCGUUCCCCGAGGACAAAUGCUGCCAGUGUGCCGGGAUCAAUUUCUCUCUGCCUCUUUUGAGCCAGCGGAAAAUGACUGGAUGAACCCGACCCCAUGUGCUUUCACAUCAGCAAUGAUGAGCCACACUUUUUUACCACAGAUAGGACUACAGCCCUCUUCAAGCCCUAUGUUUUGGGAUGCCACUCCUGACCUGGUGGAUCCUGUUGCUCUCCCAUCAGUGAAUUUUGGCCAAGCCUACAGCCCACCUGAACAGACUACGAUAACAAACUUCAUUGUACCCUUAGUAGAACAAGGCCAGUUCAGUUCAUCUCUGGCUGGCCCAACUGACAGUGUUUCAGCGGGAGAUUUUACAAACCAACCACUCAUCCCAUUUUCUGUGUUUCAAAGUGCAACUUUAAGUUCUGAUAACUUGAUACCUGAGGCUGGAUAUCUGCCAGUGUCAGACACUCUGUGUGAUUCAGGGCUCCUUCAGGAAAAUAAUCUUUGUAGUAGUAGCUCUUUGACAGACAGUCCAUACGGUGUGGACAAUCCAUCAUGGCUGGAUUUGCUGUUGGAUACUAAUGGUAACCUGUGUUUCCCUGAUGCUCAUCUUGUGAACAUUGUUCUUUCACCUUACACAGGGUCCAACUAACUAUAUGGUUAGAGACAUCGCAGAUGAUAGCAGUUUUGAUUGGCCAAAUAUUAGAGAAAUGGAUGCAGAUAAUGGUCUUUCUUUGUUUUAUUUAUACAUGUCUAUAUACUGCGGGUCAUCACAAUGGCCAAAAAAUUAGUUAUUUCACAGUGACAAACUUCAUGAGGUCUGUGUGUAACAUAGUACACACACCCCAAUAAAUGCAUUUUUGAGUAAAAG
This is a messenger RNA of Epinephelus lanceolatus (giant grouper), 1546 nucleotides long. RefSeq lists its product as uncharacterized. Gene Ontology annotation, biological process: regulation of DNA-templated transcription; spermatogenesis. Gene Ontology annotation, cellular component: nucleus. The record is from RefSeq and is a predicted model, not a curated record. NCBI's taxonomy places the organism in Eukaryota, Metazoa, Chordata, Actinopteri, Perciformes, Serranidae. Gene Ontology annotation, molecular function: protein dimerization activity; DNA-binding transcription factor activity, RNA polymerase II-specific; RNA polymerase II cis-regulatory region sequence-specific DNA binding.